AUUUAUUGAAUAUACAAUAAUUUAUUCAAAAAUAAUUUAAUUAAAAAUUAAUACAAUAAUUAUUUAUUAAAUAAUUUACAAACAAGUAAACCUACGAAACCUAUAUGAAAAACAUAAAUUUUAAUACGUACCAAGUGUACCAACAGCAACGACAAGAACAGCUACAACAACGACAGCAACAGCAACAACGACAACUUCAACAACAACAACAAUCAAGCCCACCAACACCGUUACAACAAUUAACCUAUAACCAGCAACAUCAGCAACGAUCAAAUUUAGAACAACAAACUAAUAUACGAUACCAACAACAACAGCAACAGCAACAACAUCAACAGCAACAGCAGCAACAAUUACAUCAAUCGCAGCAACACCUACGUGCGACAUAUUAUAAUUACUUACAGCAACAACAACACCUACAACAACAGCAAAUUAAAGAAACCGCUCCCUUGCAUUUAACAAAACACAAUUUAGCUGUUCCCCAUAGUAAUAGUAAUAACAACAACAACAACAACAACAAUAGUAAUAAUAAUAAUAACAAUAAUAGUAGUAGUAACAACAAUACAACAAUUGUUAAAAAUAAUAUUAACACUAUUGCUACCGCACCCGCCAAUACUAUUGCACCGACGCAACGCAACAACGCACAAAUGUCUGCUGCAUUAAAUACCGCAAAUUUUAUACAAAAUCAAUUUAAUUUUAAUUACAUAAAUUUUCAAAAUAAUAACAACAAUAAUAACAACAACAAUAAUAGUUUAAAUAAUUUUAAUAAUUAUAAUGCAAAUAAUUUAUCAACAACAACAGUAACAACACCACUAUCAUCUUCAUCAUCUUCGUCAUCGUUGCUUCUGCAAAAUACUACGAACUUGCAACAAAUACAACAGCAACAAUUGCAAUUCCAACAACAACAGCAACAACAUUUUUAUCAUUUGCAACAAUUGCAAUUACACCAACAACAGCAGCAGCAACAACAGCAAGAACAACAAUAUGAAAAUAUUACUACAACAACUGGUGGUAAUGCUGUUACUGUUGCAGUUUCACAAAAUAUUGUUGCUGGCAACGCUGGCAAUGAGAAAUUUACAAUGGAUGCUUGCGAAAUUGCAAACUUUCUUGCCAAUGAGCUUUAUAUGCAACAGCUCGUUUCUGUGGAUGGGAUACAAAGUGGCGUGCCCACCUUGACAACGCCCACCUUAACACCGACAACUUUACGCAGCAUCGAAGAUACCUUUAUACAACUAACAAAUGAACCAAUCAAUGCACCUUUUCAGGCUGGUUUUGUCCCUCCAUCUUAUUGUUUACCAUAUUCCACAAGCGAAGCCAACGAAACUGAAUCCGAUGUCGAUUCACAAGCAUCUUGGAAUGCCAACCAUUUAAAUGAAGAGAAUUCUAUGGCCACUACUGAUACUUCAAGUGCCGCAACUGAUACCGCUUCUUUUACUGGCUUAAUCAAUAAUUCGUUUGGAGCUACCUCAAAUGCAUCGUCCACAAAUGAUUUUACCGCCAUAAAUAUAGCUUUAGCAUCGAAAGCAUCAGUUAAAAAUGCAACAAGCCUUUUGGGCAAUUCAACGAAUAAUACCUCAAUCAGUGCCACAACAACACCACGUCGUAAUCAAGGCGGUCGCCGACCAGCCAAAGACACAAAUAUGACACCAGAAGAAGAAGAAAAGCGACGCAUACGACGUGAACGUAAUAAGUUAGCUGCAGCACGUUGUCGUAAACGACGCGUCGAUCAGACGAAUGAAUUGCUGGAUGAAGUUGCACAGCUUGAGAGGAAACGAGAAGGUUUACAAAAAGAAAUUGAAAAUCUAAAUGGCGUAAAACGUGAUUUAGAAUAUGUACUAGAAGCACAUCGUUCCACCUGUCAGAAAAUACAAAGCGAUAUCUUAACAGUACAUACCAUUGGUGGACUUAUUGCGCCGACAAAUACCAAUAGCAAUGACAGCACCGGUACUAUAACAGGUCUAGAUACAACACUAUCCUCUGCUGGACGUUCUGCGUCACCACUCGAUCUUAAGCCAAAUAUCUUGGGCGAUACGAGCGUAUUUGGCGAUAUGGUGCAUAUCAAAAAUGAACCACUCGACACACUCGAUUCCAUGAAUUCAUCACUUGAUAACGACGAUGAUGGACCAACAUUACCAAAGCGUCUUCUGCUCAGCAAUAAUAAUCCAAUGAUACCAAUGAUACCACCAACAUUACCACAUAUGGCAACAAUCACAGCAUCCUUGGCAGCUGCUGCCUCAGGUUCAUUAAAUACGCCUGUUGUCACUACGGCACCAGUAAGUUUCGCUUCAUUUAGCAACACAACAUUGAACGCAUUGAAUAAGCAACCAAAUAGCAGUAGACAACGACCAAAUUCAUUGCCCACUAUGCCACGGAAUUUAGCCGCUCUGCAUGUGGACGGCAUGUCUACGAAUAUAAAUGGAGUGCCUAUACAAACACCAACGACAGGCAUGUUAAAUUUCGAUUCCCUGAUGGAUGGUGGUACUGGCUUGACACCAGUGUCGGGUCCAUUAGUGCCAACAUGCUCCUCACAAAACAAGCAUCCACUUGAGCUGACCACACCCACAAGCGAACCAUCCAAAUUAGUUAGUUUAUAACAAUAGAAACAAACUAAACCAAGUUGUUGCCUGCAAUGAAGUUGGAGGCGUGAAGUUGCUGGAGCAUGAAAUCAACAAAGCUGGUCUUGGCUGUAUGGCUGCAAAGUUAUUAAAUAUUAAAUAUUAAAUGUUUCGCAUAGAAAUAGAAGUAAAAUUAUUUGUUAAAAUUA
This is a messenger RNA of Teleopsis dalmanni, 2761 nucleotides long. It is a transcript of the gene kay, whose product is annotated as transcription factor kayak. Bases 105 to 2591 code for a protein of 828 amino acids. NCBI's taxonomy places the organism in Eukaryota, Metazoa, Arthropoda, Insecta, Diptera, Diopsidae. Gene Ontology annotation, biological process: regulation of transcription by RNA polymerase II. The record is from RefSeq and is a predicted model, not a curated record. The transcript has 3 exons. Gene Ontology annotation, cellular component: nucleus. Gene Ontology annotation, molecular function: RNA polymerase II cis-regulatory region sequence-specific DNA binding; DNA-binding transcription factor activity, RNA polymerase II-specific.